Molecule: messenger RNA, 966 nt
Organism: Penicillium robsamsonii
Lineage: Eukaryota; Fungi; Ascomycota; Eurotiomycetes; Eurotiales; Aspergillaceae
Product: transcriptional regulator family: HMG
Exons: 2
Coding region: 1-966 (321 amino acids)
Biological process (GO): positive regulation of mating-type specific transcription, DNA-templated
Cellular component (GO): nucleus
Molecular function (GO): DNA binding, bending
Source: RefSeq, a predicted model, not a curated record
AUGCUUUUAUUCCGAUACAUCGAAACUUUGUCCCUCCAACACGCCCUUAGGGUGCUGGAACGUUGGCCAGAGAAUUCCCCCGUGGGACAGUAUGCGGCUAAGGUGCUACGCGAGCUUCCCGCAAACUACUUUCAACAGCCCCGACUCCUGCCCACUGGGCCACGCUUUGUCUUUACGAAUGGUGCUCUUGAGCUGAAGCGUAUUGAUCAAGCUCUUCCUAUGCAACAGCUUCAUCCAGACUCAACCACCGGAUGUGUCGGAGAUGUGAUGCAGAAUGUUCUCGAGUCCCCAAUUCAGCAACGACGUCUGCGACCCCUAAACUCUUUUAUGAUAUUUAGGAGUUUUUGUGCCCCGAUGUUCCCCGGCAUCCCUCAGAAGCUGAAGUCGAUGGCUAUCAGUGAGAUGUGGCAAGAUGACACCUUGAAGGCUCACUGGGCUGUUCUUGCCAAGGCGUACACAAUCAUUCGAGAUCAUUUCCAUGUCGACGCUCCUUCGCUCCCUGUAUUUGUUGAUCUUUGCGUACCUUUGAUUGGUCUUCUGACUCCUCAACAAUACCUCACCCUGUCUGGCUGGCAGAUACAACCCGAUGGAAACAGCCUCAGUCUACGGAAGUUCUGCUCGUCAACUUUGGGUACUUUCGACCCCCCACUUGUCUCUGUCGAUGAUGUCGUGAAGCACUGCACUGAGAACAACUACGCUCAGGUACGUACUGAGGAAUGGACCAAGCACAUCCUCCCAGAUGGAGCUGUGUUCGCGGUGGAGCCAAGCUAUCGUGGCACCAUCCAGGAACCCCAGGACUGGGUAUUCGACAACGUUCCCCAGUGGCCAAUUGAAGAGUUCGAGGUUGAAGAGAUGUACUCUACCCUUGAUACCGAGCGCGAUCAUGGUCUUCCCGUCAUCUAUGACCCCGAUGCAGAGAACCCUUUCGCUACUACCAUGGCAACCGUCAACCAGCUCUUUGUGUAG